This is a messenger RNA of Hansenula ciferrii, 2583 nucleotides long. RefSeq names its product phosphatidylethanolamine N-methyltransferase (gene CHO2). The transcript has a single exon. NCBI's taxonomy places the organism in Eukaryota, Fungi, Ascomycota, Saccharomycetes, Phaffomycetales, Wickerhamomycetaceae. Gene Ontology annotation, molecular function: phosphatidylethanolamine N-methyltransferase activity. Bases 1 to 2583 code for a protein of 860 amino acids. The record is from RefSeq and is a predicted model, not a curated record. Gene Ontology annotation, biological process: phosphatidylcholine biosynthetic process.
AUGGUAGAGCCUACUACUAUUAACUUACAUGAGAAAGUCAGCUCACAUAAGUCAAAUGAUCAAUUAGCUGUUGAUACAUCAUCAGCAGAAUCAGUUCAAUUAACUUCAUCUAAUAAAGAUAAGGAGUUUAAUAAAUCAUCAAGACCAAUUGGUAAAACUCCGGAUGGUGAAACUUUUGAGGUCCCAGAGACCCAUGAUAUGGUAAGAUCAUUGUUUGAUCCAACUUUAAGGAAAUCAUAUGCUGAAAUCAUUAUUGGUUUAUGUCUUGCUUCAAAUUUUCUGAUUUAUAGAUGGUUAGACACUAAAGAAAACAGGAUCUAUGGGUUCGUUGCUCUUUAUACUUUCUGGAGAUUGGCUUACAACUUUGGUAUUGGGGUUGUGUUAUAUUAUCAAUCCAAUUAUACUUCAUUAACGAAAUUUGCUAAAGAUCAUGGACUUUUCAAAUCUUCAACAAACUCCAAAACUUUAUUGCAGAAAUUGGCUCAAUUAGAAUUAAAAUCCAAAAUGGGUAAAUCAUAUGAUAUUGAAGCUUUUCCAGAUGAAUUUAAUACUUGGUUACUAUUUAGACAAUUUGUUGAUUUGGUUUUGAUGCAAGAUUUUACAACUUAUAUGUUUUUAGUUUAUACCGCUGGUACUGAUAAUUGGUUAUCUCAAAGCACAUUCUUGAAUAGCACCAGAUUAAUUUUAGGAUCAUUAUUAGUCGGUUUUAACUUGUGGGUUAAAUUAGAUGCUCAUAAAGUUGUUAAAGAUUUUGCUUGGUACUGGGGUGAUUUCUUUUUCCUUGAAGAAGCAGAAUUGGUUUUCACUGGCUCUUAUAAUUUAGCUCCACAUCCAAUGUAUUCAAUUGGGUAUCUUGGUUAUUAUGGGUUUGCAUUAAUUACCAAAUCAUAUUUAAUCUUGAUUGUUUCUCUAGCUGCACAUUUUUUGCAAUUUGUGUUCUUGACAUAUGUUGAAAAUCCUCAUAUGGAUAAGAUUUAUGGAUCAGAAUCAUUUGAUGAUACUAUUGGUGAAUUAGAAUCUCAUGAAUCUUAUUUAAAACCAUUGAUUGUAUUUGGAAAUUUCAAUCCUAUUAGAAUUACUGAUUAUUUAACCAUCUUAGCUGCUGCUUAUACAAUAGUUGCUCCAUUGACCAUUCACACUUUUGAUGAACUAUGGACUCGAAUUUUCUUUAUUGGUGCUCUUGUAAUAAAGCUUACACAAUCUUUUGGUAUGGGAUUCAUUUUACACAAACAAAGUGUAAAUAAAUGGUGGACUAAGUUAUACUUGAAACAUGGUUUAGAUAACGUUGCUGCUUUUUCAAAUUGGCAAUCAGUAUACAAUUUAUCAUUAGUGCUAUCUUAUAGUUCAUUAUUUGGUGUUGCAGCUCGUGAAAUUUUAAAUGGUCAACAUUAUCAAGGAACUUGGUUAUUAUUGAGAUUCAUUUUGGGUGGAUUAUUAGUUCUUCUACAAAUUUGGACUAGUCGCUCAAUUUUCCAAUCUAUUGGAACAUUUGGUUGGUUUUAUGGUGAUUUCUUCUUACCUAAAUUAUCAAAUAGAAACUUGACAAACUCUGGUAUUUAUAGAUAUUUAAACGAUCCUGAAAGAUUAUUGGGUAUAAGUGGUAUUUGGGGUCUGACUUUAAUCACAUAUUCACCUUUGGUGUUUAUUUUAGCUAUGUUAUGGACUGCACAUGUUACUUUGUUCAUCACUUUUGUUGAGAAACCUCAUAUGAUCAAAGUUUAUGGUGAACAGCAAGUUUUGAAAAACGUUUCUGGUGUCUCGUUAACUAUUAAACAAAUGAUGCCUGAACGAGUAAAUAACACUAUAGAUUCACUUUACAACAGAACUUUCAACAAAUUUGAUGACUAUUUAAAGAAGAAGAGAUCACAAUCUGAAUCUGUCAGUCACAGAAACGCUUUAAGACCUAUUAUUCAACAACAGCAACAUCCAUCUUUGACUUCAGAUUAUAAAGUUGAAAUUACAAACCUUGAUAUAGAUUCCACAAUUGAAGUUGGUAAGCCACUUGAAGUUACGUGGAGAGCACCAAAAUAUCAUUCAAAGAAAGAUUGGAUUGGUCUAUACAAUGUCAUUAGCUCUGGAAGCUCAAGAAAGAAGACAUCAAUCCCAAGCUCUGGGAGAUGGGUUGCAAUCAACAAAGAAGGUUAUGAUAGACCAGUUGGUAUUAUAAGUGAAGGUUCAGAAAUUGAUAAAGAGUCACUUUUAGGUGCUGUGCAAUUUUCUGGUAACUUGUUAAGUUUUGAGAAAGGUGUUUAUGAAUUGAGAUAUCAUGCAAGUUCAUCACAUUCAGUUUUAGCCAUAUCACAACCUUUUGAAAUUGUUGUUCCUCCACUUAAUGUUAAUUCCUCUAAUUUUACUGAAUCUCUUUUUAAUUUGAUUCAAAGAGUGGAACCAUCUAUAAAGAGUAUUACUGAACCAUUGAACUUCAAAAAUACUAGUCCUGGAUUAAUCAGUCAAUUGGCUUCAGAUUCUACCAAUAUUGAUAUUGCACCAGAUUUUGUUUUGAAAUUGAAAACAGUUUCAAACAUUGCAGAGAGAAUCAAAAAGUCUAAAAGAAUUCUUGAUGAAUUGAAUAGUGAUCUUUGA